AUGACCAAAGAUAUUCCAUUUUACAACACGAAUGAGGACCCGGAAGUCCUGAGGAUUUUUCUGAUCAGACACGGCCAAACAAACGAAAAUUCUCAAAAGAUUCUUCAAGGACAUCUCGACACAGACUUGAACGACACAGGAAAGGAGCAAGCGCAGAAACUGGGCCGGUACCUUACGGAGAAUCGAAACAUCAAGUUCGAUAAAGUGUUCAGCAGUGAUCUAAAAAGGUGCCAGCAAACGACUAAAGAGGUGUUGAGCGAAUAUCCAGAGACAGAAAGACCUGAAGUGCAACUUGAGUAUGGGCUUAGAGAACGCUCGAUGGGUGAAAUUCAAGGCAUGUAUUUGAGUGACGCCGAAAAAUACGCAGAGAAACGCGGCAAAGCUUCUUUCCGCGAUUUUGGAGAAACGCCGGACGAAUUCCAACAUCGGCUCACACAGACGGUUUCCAAAAUCAUGCAAAAGAGUACAGAAUUACAGAAUAUAGCUAUUGUUAGCCAUGGAGGCUCUAUCAGACAGCUUUUGAAAUGGUUCAACUACACCGAGCACGACAUGCACCGUAUCAUCGUAUUCAAUACAUCCUGCACAAUUAUAGAUUACCACAAGAGCAACCACAAGUAUGAUGUCAAGAGGGUCGGAAACACGCAGCAUUUGGGUGGCGGAGAGUUCAUUGUUAGUGACCUACGCCUGCGCUAA
Lachancea lanzarotensis is the source of this 693-nucleotide messenger RNA. Its product is annotated as LALA0S04e00980g1_1. The transcript has a single exon. Gene Ontology annotation, biological process: positive regulation of DNA repair; fructose 2,6-bisphosphate metabolic process; fructose 1,6-bisphosphate metabolic process. Gene Ontology annotation, molecular function: fructose-2,6-bisphosphate 2-phosphatase activity. NCBI's taxonomy places the organism in Eukaryota, Fungi, Ascomycota, Saccharomycetes, Saccharomycetales, Saccharomycetaceae. The coding region runs from base 1 to 693 and encodes 230 amino acids. The record is from RefSeq and is a predicted model, not a curated record. Gene Ontology annotation, cellular component: cytosol.